Messenger RNA from Vigna umbellata (rice bean), 1370 nucleotides. NCBI's taxonomy places the organism in Eukaryota, Viridiplantae, Streptophyta, Magnoliopsida, Fabales, Fabaceae. The record is from RefSeq and is a predicted model, not a curated record.
CCAUGGAAGCUGAAGUAGAGAACGAGCAAGGAGAUAAGGAAGAAGGUUUAUGUCUUCCCAGAAGCAAGUUGCGUCCACCACGACCCUUCAAGGGCCCUGGGGGACCUAACUGGCAUCAAGAAGCACUUCUGCAGAAAGCACGGCGAGAAGAAGUGGAAAUGCGACAAGUGCUCCAAGAAGUAUGUUGUUCAAUCAGAUUGGAAAGCUCACUCAAAAACCUGUGGCACAAUAGAGUACAGAUGUGACUGCGGAACUCUCUUCUCAAGGAGGGACAGUUUCAUAACCCACAGAGCCUUCUGUGAUGCAUUAGCAGAGGAGAGUGCAAGAUCUGUGACAGGCAUGGACAUUGGCAUUGGCAUUCCCAACAACUCAGCUACAACGUCAACAACACCUCACAAAGCACCUGCAGCAGGAGUAGUGAUCCCUUCAUCCUCUCAUCAUCAUCAUCAUCAUCAUCAUCAUCAUCAUGAUGAAGACAUCCAUGGUAACAAUUUCCCAUUGAAGAAAGAGCAACAAGGUUUCAUGCCCCCUUGGCUUGGACAACCACCCUCCACCAUUGAUCUCUCCUCCUCCUCCUCCUCAUUCUUCUCUCAGCAGGAUCAUGUGAGCAGUCUCCAUGAAAACCCUAACCCUAGAGGUGGUGGUGGUGGAGGUGGUCCCACUCUCCCUCCCUACCCAACAGCACCUUCCCCUCCUCACAUGUCAGCCACAGCGUUGCUGCAGAAAGUAGCCCAAAUGGGAGCUACCAUGAGCAAAACUGGCUCCAUGAUUAGGACCCACCAACAGGCUCACGUGUCUGCUGACUCUUUGAAUUUGUCCUCACGUGACGACCAGAUGACCCCCACUUCCAACACCACCACUCCCCAUGGCUUGGUACCUUUCGGGAAUAAAGCUGUUCCUGGUGUUGGUGUUGGUGUUGGUGUUUCUUCAUCACUCCUUCACCAUGUUAUUAACUCUUUCUCUUCCCCUUUUGAAGGGACUUCUUUUGAGGACCCUUUCAAUGGUGCUGUGACGAAAACAACCGCCGCUGAUGACCGUGCCGGUGGUGGCGGCGGCGGCGGAGGAGGAGGAAAUUAUAAUGAGGCCAUGACCAGAGAUUUCUUGGGUCUUAGACCCCUCUCUCACACUGAUAUUCUCAACAUUGCUGGCAUGGGAAACUGCAUGAACUCCCAACAUAACCAAACCCAAAACCCUUGGCAAGGUUAGCUCCAUAUGUUUUACAAAUAUAUCUGCAUUUUCCUUUUCUUUAUUUCAUUACAAUAUAUAAUAUACAUUUAUUUUUGCUUUUGUUUAUCAUAUAUAUUCUUAAUCUUCCCAAAGGGACGGACCUUCCAGAAUCUCAAUAUUUAUGUAGUUAUAUUUUACAGAUA